Pichia membranifaciens NRRL Y-2026 is the source of this 645-nucleotide messenger RNA. RefSeq lists its product as hypothetical. Gene Ontology annotation, cellular component: ribosome; mitochondrial large ribosomal subunit. Gene Ontology annotation, molecular function: structural constituent of ribosome; rRNA binding. Gene Ontology annotation, biological process: translation. The record is from RefSeq and is a predicted model, not a curated record. Lineage: Eukaryota; Fungi; Ascomycota; Pichiomycetes; Pichiales; Pichiaceae. The transcript has a single exon. The coding region runs from base 1 to 645 and encodes 214 amino acids.
AUGCAGAGAAGACUGUUGCACACCACGAGACACACGCUGUCGCACAUCGGGUCGUCGCCCGUGUUCCUGACGCCGGACGUGAAGCUGUCGUCGGUGCAGAUGCUAGUGCCAACCGUGAUUCCAAAAGGCACACAGAAGAUCGUGCUCAACAGGCUGCUCUCGGUGGCAGGGCCGAAGGGCGAAAUCAACCUGCAGAUCCCGGACUUCGUGAAGAUGGACGCAGGCAACCCGGCGGUGCUGAAGAUCGAGAUCGAGGACGAGAAGAACAAGAUCCAGAAGUCGAUGUGGGGCACGUACCGGUCGCUGAUCAACAACGCGGUGGUCGGGGUGACGGACGGCCACUCGUCGACGUUGCGGUUCAAGGGCACCGGGUACCGGGUGAUGCUGGAGAAGGACGCCAAGACGGGGCAGGAGUGGGUCAAGAUGAAGGUGGGCCGCUGCAACGUCGAGGGCUUGCCCAUCCCGGAGCACAUUGUCUGCGAGACGCCUUCGCAGACACUGCUUGUUCUGCGGGGCCCGGACAAGCAGAAGCUCAACCUGUUUGCCGCCCGCUUGAGAAACAUGCGUCCGCCCGAGCCGUACAAGGGCAAGGGCAUCUACUUCAACGACGAGACGAUCAAGUUGAAGGCCAAGAAGGUCAAAUGA